AUUGUCGAUACUCGAAGUGGAUUUCUUCUUGUGGAAAUGGGCUUCAUUAUACCGUGUGUAGUACUGUUUGUGUGGGUCUUUGUUACAGGCUCGACGAAUGCUCAGAGUUCCGACCCAUGUGAGACCUACCAAGAGGUGAGUGAGACAGACACGGUUCACGAGAUUUACUUCCGUAAGAAGGCUCUGAUCGACAACAAUGAACGGGGGUGUGACGUCCUGACACCCACAGACAAAUGGUACCGCCCUCGACUAGGACGUUCCAUCGACUUGAGCACGUCGUGCGCAGAUCGGGUCAAGUGUGGCACCAUCUACCCCAUAUGGAUGGCAGAGUCGAUCCCGGAAGUGUCAGACGGGGUUGUGAACCGGACCGUGUGCAGACGAGCGUUGGGCGACUGCUGUGCACGUGACUGGACAAUACAGGUCAAGAACUGCGGACACUACCGAGUGUAUCGUCUGUCACCGGUUGACGUCUGCCCGGCAGCCUAUUGUUUUGCCCCGCCUGAAGUGGAGAAGAAGAGCAUGCUGAUGGAUCACGUGAUCAUUGCUGGCGCCGGAGCAGUAAUCAUCCUUUCGGCAAUCUCCGUGACAGCAGCGUGCCUCUACAGACGUCGCAAGAUCAAGCUGAUGAGAAACAAGUGGGUGUACCGACGACAGGAAAUACGUCAGCUAGAAGGAAGCGCUCCGUACAUCGUGGGACAGAAGGAAAUUCCGGACAAACUGCCGGGUUUGUUCUCGACCACGCUCGAUGGACCUCCUAGCCACCGCCCGGACACACCGCGUGCUUGGGAAAACGUCAUGUCAGAGAAAAAGAAAGUCCCGCUCUAAAACUAAACAAACACACUUUCACUAA
Messenger RNA from Gigantopelta aegis, 850 nucleotides. RefSeq names its product oncoprotein-induced transcript 3 protein-like. The coding region runs from base 37 to 825 and encodes 262 amino acids. The record is from RefSeq and is a predicted model, not a curated record. The transcript is spliced from 5 exons. Lineage: Eukaryota; Metazoa; Mollusca; Gastropoda; Neomphalida; Peltospiridae.